Messenger RNA from Maudiozyma saulgeensis, 393 nucleotides. The record is from the annotation of a GenBank genome assembly. NCBI's taxonomy places the organism in Eukaryota, Fungi, Ascomycota, Saccharomycetes, Saccharomycetales, Saccharomycetaceae.
AUGUUGAAAAGUGGAUGGCAGAGAAUGACAUCUCAUAUGGCCCAGUUGCGAAUCAAUCACGUAAGACAACUGAGUCACCAAGUUAAUAACAGCAUUAAACUUAAUCGAUUUCCAUUAAUAAAUGGUAAUAUAGUUACGGGUGGAUCGAGUAUGAAUAAUUUCCAAAAUUUGAAUAAAAUAAAGAAUUGUGUUCCAGAGAUCCAAUUUGUUAAUGAAAAGGAUUUAAUACGUUCGAUUACACAAAUUGGAGAUAUUUUACCAACUGUGGAAGAUAAUGGUAUGUUAUUAGACUCUGUGCUUAGAAAGAGAAGGAAGAAGAUGAAGAAGCAUAAAUUAAGAAAGAGAAGAAGAAAGGAAAGAGCUGAAAAGAGAAAAUUAUCUCAAGGUAGAUAA